Penicillium concentricum is the source of this 1518-nucleotide messenger RNA. RefSeq names its product nucleic acid/nucleotide deaminase domain-containing protein. The coding region runs from base 1 to 1518 and encodes 505 amino acids. The transcript is spliced from 2 exons. Lineage: Eukaryota; Fungi; Ascomycota; Eurotiomycetes; Eurotiales; Aspergillaceae. The record is from RefSeq and is a predicted model, not a curated record.
AUGCGGUUGCUCUAUGAGCCUCUCUGCUUGCUCCACACUUUAAGCGAAGUCCGAGGGGAUCGAAUCAAGCCCGGUGAUAUAUCCCCCGAAGGCCCGGGGCUGACUGCCCCCAGAUGCUAUCGAUCCUUUGUGGAUGCCAUCGCCUAUAUAUGUGCGUACCGGAAGAAGCCUGGCUAUGUCACCGCGGCGGCCCUAGAAGAGGCCCCCGAUGCGAUAGUGGUUCUGCUGGCUGCCAACAAUGGCAUUGAUACGGCGGUGGUUACUCUUCUGGAGAAAGUUUGCAUGAUUCUUUCAUGGAUCAUCGAUAAUCCUACGGUUCGACUGGACACGAAUGAGGGCCGAGAGGUGAUGAAAAUUUUGACUGCCUACGUGCUGGACCUCAACGCUCCCAAAAUAUUCGAGUACUAUCAGCAGGUGAACAAAUUGGUCUCGUCGGUGAUGGAACGGUUGAAUGCCGAGUCUGAGUUGAAAGAUCAUGACAGCAUCAUCAACCUCCGCAACUGGAUUGCAACGCACCUUUCAAAGAGCAGUAUGCAGCUUCAGGAAAGCGACAUGCCAAGUCUGGCCCUCUCCAGCUACAGGGACCGGGAGGUGUUCAGGGCCUUGCAUCACACCACCGGGAGCCUUCAGCUAUCCCGCAACUUCGAGCGGCUCCAUAAGCUGCUCUACAAACUGGGGAAACACGUGGCUCAGUGUAAGCGACUAAUUGAGGCCACUAUCAGGCUUCGCUUAGAGUUAUCGCGAGGCUUGCGCAUCGAGACGAUAGGGGGGUCACGGGAUAACCUAAUCCCUCUUUUGGCCCGAACCUGCAAUAUUCAGAACAUUAGUCAUCGUAUUUUCUCUGAUCCGGCGAAGCAAGAUAUAUUCCUACGGCAGUUGCAAAAAAUAUACUCGGAGAAGGAACUGGACCGGGUGCUGUCCAAGGAUCUCUGUAAAGGCAAAACGCGCGUGCAUGCGGAACUUUUAAUUCUCGAUCACUUUGAGCAGACGGGCGGCAGAUUCCUCGACGAGAGGGACAGGUACAUUGGAUGCAGCAAGCCAGCCUGCUAUCUCUGCCACCUGUUCAUUUCUUGCCAUCCGAGAGGCUAUGCGAGCCCCCCUUCUCACCAAAAGCUCUACCUGAAUUGGCGGUUCCCUGAUGUCCGCACGGACGAACAGAAUGCCGCGACGCGCUUUCAGCAUCAACAGGGUGUUCUGUUUCGCAUGAUCGACACCGUCAGGAGGGAUUUAAGAAACGAUAUCGCUACCAGUGUCGGUAAGCGGAUGGGCUUCGCGGACUCGACAGCGGGAGGCACCUCAACUAUUAUUGACAUCGAAACCGACCUCAGUCCAUCCAUGGCUUGUCUCUCCCUUGACGAACUACGAAAGACGCUUGAUCGUCAAGAUGGGGCCGGCCGUGGUCCUCAAAAACCUCACAUCGACCCGAAAUUCAACCCUUAUGACGUUCCCUAUUUUCCCAGUGGGACCAGCGUAGAGUCUGAGAUUGAUGAUUCCGCCACUGGUGGAGUGAGGAUUUAA